This is a messenger RNA of Dendronephthya gigantea, 1918 nucleotides long. RefSeq lists its product as uncharacterized. The record is from RefSeq and is a predicted model, not a curated record. Bases 112 to 1851 code for a protein of 579 amino acids. Lineage: Eukaryota; Metazoa; Cnidaria; Anthozoa; Malacalcyonacea; Nephtheidae. The transcript has 11 exons.
AAGACAGAGUUUAUGAAUUAGGAAGCAUUAUAAUGAAUUAAAAUGCCGUUUGAAGUUCGUGCUUAUUAAAAAAAGAAUUUGAUCUUAUAUUAGCAAGUCAGUUUAAGGAAUAUGUGGAAUAAAAGGAACCUUUUUGAGAUAACGAUAUGGUUGAUCGUCAAUAUGGUAAAACUAGUAAAUCUGCAGGACGAUAAUAUGGAAAAUACAAUAAAAACUACGCCAAGUAAGGAGGUGGAUCAAAUGAAGAUGAAAACAAAUGAACAAUUGCCUGUCGCAGAUACGCAGAAAAACAUGGAAUAUAAUGACUGUGGAUGGAAACCAGAGUGCACAUCUAUGGCUAAGAGCUUAUCUUUGAACAACAAUAGAAAAGAUAUCGAGUUUUUUAAAAAAUGCAUCUCUGAAGUCUACUGUUACAAGAAAGCAUCCUCGGGUGACAAAUGGAUCAGCCUUCCUAACUAUGAAGCACAAUUCACCAGUUAUUUCACCGACGCAGCAAAGAGGGUUGAACGAUUUUUCGUAAGAAAUAAUGAUUGGAACAUGCUCUUGGAGUUAAAAACCUUACGCCAAGAAGGAUCCUGUCCGCAUUUACUUCACAUCAUUGCAGCAAGGUAUCAUUAUGUGGUAUACGUGCUUAAUAUCCUAUUUUCUGAUCGGAAGUUUGGUCCAUGUAAAUACGACCCAGUAAGCAAAACACUAGAGAACCCCACUGAACACGAAUGUUUUGUUGUUCCAUUACAUCCAAUAACUUGCACAUCAGACUUCGAUAUUGCUCUCAUGGGAACGAGGUCAGGUUCAUUGGCUGCACGAUUCAAUCAAUUCUUUCUGGAGCCACUCGGAGCAGAUAAAUUUGUACCUGGAUUUGGCAAAUCAUCAGAAGAAGUAUUCGGAGCUAACAUUUUCGCUUUCACCUUGGAAUAUGCAUUACCAGAUGUUGUUCGAAACAUGCCUCCUCCACAAACACAGACACUUACGAAACUCAGAGAUAAAAAUAAUUUCAAACUGGAGGAAAUUGUGACCGCCAUAAGAAAGAUGCGAAAUUAUUUACCCAAAUAUUACAACGAUUUGGUGAUGGACCAGGCUGAGUUGCGCUCCCGGGAAACGAAGGACAAUUUAGAUAAAAUCUUCAACGAUAAUGUUAAGUUAUUUAACACCAUCGAAGAGAAAGUCGCUGGUAUCAGCUCGACUCAGAAUUCGGAUAUAAGUUUUAGAUACGAACAAGACAUGGCCAGAAGCAUGAUUCAGGGUGUUGUUGAAAAUACUGGAAGAACUGAUGUUGUUGCAAAUUCCAUGGUGGAGCAUUCCAUGGCAACAAUAUAUGGUGCUGAGGUUUACCAUACUACAGGCACAGUACGUCAUGUAUUUGGAAGGAAAAUGGGAAAGCCUACGCUUGUGACGAUAGUUGACGUGUGGGCCUCAAUGUUGGAAAACUGGGCUGACUCAGUGAAAGAAUUCAAACGGGAAUGCGAGAAAAGAGGAUUACUAGUGGCACAAUGUUUACCAAAGAUGUCAAAAUACCUCGCAAGGACGCUGGCUUCAAUGAAAAGAAUACGCAAAUUACUUCCAGAUAGAGUCGAGGGAAAUAGUUUCAAAGAUGACUUGGCUACGUUGGAUGACACUGCGAAGAUUGUCUGGGGCUGGUAUGUUCGUGCAAAAAGAAUGGGUUUAGACGAGUUGCCAAAAAGUGAAAUAGAUAACUUCAAAGCAUUCAGGGGCAUAUUCGGAUGCCCUUUAUCAGUGAGAUUUUACAGCGGUGAUAUGAGGUUUCAUAACUGCUUGGACCAGAUUCAAAAUGAAAUCAGAAAAUAUAACAGACGCCUGUUUACAUACAUGGCCUACCAGAAUAAAGUAUAAACCGACUGAGCCGUAUAGGAUAAACUGGAACGCAGGACCAGAAUGAACUGAAUCUAACUGCACCGAU